This is a messenger RNA of Purpureocillium lilacinum, 2331 nucleotides long. RefSeq names its product methyltransferase protein. The record is from RefSeq and is a predicted model, not a curated record. Gene Ontology annotation, cellular component: cytosol; nucleus. Gene Ontology annotation, biological process: peptidyl-arginine N-methylation; regulation of DNA-templated transcription. NCBI's taxonomy places the organism in Eukaryota, Fungi, Ascomycota, Sordariomycetes, Hypocreales, Ophiocordycipitaceae.
AUGACGUUUGAAGGAACGGGGCUGGGCAUGCCUGAAGGUUAUGGACCUCAGCAGCCGGCUUUCCACAUUGGAAAACACGAUUCGGCCCGGGAUGUGCCUCUAACGGAUCUCCAAUACGGUUACUUGCUCAACCAGGGGAUCAGCUUCGCGACGUCUCCCAUCACCAACAACCACUUCAAGAAGAGGGUCUUCAAGCUCGUCGCGGACCACCUCGCCCUGCUGAGCAAGAAUGGCGAGUCGGGCACCAGCACCGUCACGGCCUCGCGGGCGGAACCCAUCCUGCCGCCUCUGACCCCCGAGGACACCUCGCUGUUCCCUUCUGCCGCGGUCAAUACGUACACGGCGUGCAUCAGCCCAUGGAUUGACUUGUGCUCCACGGACCCUAUCGUGUCCAGCAUCUCGCGCCAGGUGCUGAACCUGGAGAUCAACUAUGCCAACUUUUGCGGCGUGCGGAGCAUCAUGCUCACUGGGCCCGCGCGGGAUGCCUCCAAGGACGGAGGGAACCAGGGCUUGGCUCAGUACUCGCGGGCUGUCCAGGAAGCUCUUAAGAUUGGAAACACUUUGGCCUUCCUGGUUCACAUGCCAAUGUACAGAGAGCCCGUGGUGGGCCAGGAGAACGAGACGCUCUCCUCGCUUUGCCCGCAAGCAAGCGCAAGUGCCUCUGCCACAAAGAGCAUAGACCUCUUCAGUGCGUGGGACUCGUGGCACCAUAUUCGGUCGGUGUGCAAUUACAGUCUCAGGCUCUUUGUCGCGCUCAAGCUGCCCAAGGUCAUGCCGGAAAAGGACCUGCAAAACAGAUGGUUCGCAGAGCCCUUGCAGUAUCUGACCAUCGGGCCCGAGGUGUUCCAGACGAACAAGGGCGGUUACCCCUGCUUGUCGAAACAUCACCAGGACCUCAUCUUCACGUAUAUGCGGCUGAAGGCAUUCCCCUGGCUUCUGCUCUGCGACGUCGGCCCGGAUGCGUCCCAGUUCAAGCCCAGCUCGUCUUCUCUGCUGGCGCAGAAACCGCCAGUCACGGACGAGGACUUCCCAAGCCUGUCCGCCGCGCACUCUCCGGCAAACACCGCCCAGUCUCAAGCACCCCGAGGCAAUGCCCACAUGGCGUAUCUGCAGUGGCUCGAGUCGCAGCAGCCGGUGUUCACCGCUCUUGAGUCCACGACCCUGACAAGCUUCCAAGACUGGCUGCAGUCGCCGCUACAGCCGUUGUCGGACAACCUCGAGUCCGCCACCUAUGAGGUAUUCGAGGGCGACCCCGUCAAGUACGACCAGUAUGAGGCAGCAGUUGUCGAGGCUUUGACGGAAUGGAAGGCUCUCGGGCUGCCGACAUCCAAGCCUGGCGUUGUGGUCAUUGCAGUGGCCGGCUCGGGCCGUGGCCCUCUUGUCACGCGCGCGCUCAAGGCGGCAGAGUUUACCGGUGUUCCGGUUGAGGUGUGGGCGGUCGAGAAGAACCCCAACGCCUACGUCUAUCUGCUGAGGCAGAAUCAGACCGUCUGGGGCGGCAAGGUGAACGUGAUCAAGACGGACAUGCGCGCCUGGAAGGGCCCGGUCGUGUCGGAAUCGGCAGAGACAGGGCCAGUGCACGGCAAGGUGGACAUUCUCAUCUCGGAACUUCUCGGUUCCUUUGGAGACAACGAGCUGUCCCCCGAGUGCCUGGACGGCAUCCAACAUGUCGUUGCGAAGCCUCACGGAAUCUCGAUCCCCAGCUCGUACACGGCGCACUUCAGCCCCAUUUCUACGCCCAAGCUGUAUGCGGAUAUCCUGGCGAGGUCCGCCACGGAGGACACGGCGUUUGACACACCCUGGGUGGUGAGACUGUACGCGCUGGAUUUCGUCUGCCAACGAGUGCCCGGACACCCCCGCUUCCAGCAGGCGUGGGAGUUCUCUCAUCCGAUACCAGAGUCUACGCUCGCGGCCGUGCAGGCACGUCGCUCAGGAGGCGUUGUUGGCGGUGGCGGCGGAAGCAUGGCCGGCGCGGCCGGUGCGAAUGACCACAACUCGCGGUACUGCCACGUUACGUUUGUAUGCCGCGCGCGGGGUGUCAUCCACGGAUUGGCAGGCUACUUUGAGUCUACACUGUACGAGUCGAGGCUGGACGAGCAUAAGGGCGAGAAGGUGGAAAUUAGCACGCACCCGGAGCGCAUCGACGCCAAGAGCAAGGACAUGAUCUCAUGGUUCCCCAUCUUCUUUCCUCUCAAGAAACCGAUUACUUUCCCGGCGGACACGGAGCUCGAGGUGAGCAUGUGGAGGCAGACAGACGACAGCAAAGUGUGGUACGAGUGGCUUGUGGAAGCGUGGACGUGGGUUGGGCCCACGACGAGAAUCAAGAAUUAG